AUGCGCUUGACCGAGCUCUCGGAAGCAAAGUCGGGUUGAUCCAAGGGGUCCACAUCAAAAAAUCGAAAACUCAGAGCCAUGUCAGGAUUUAUUGACGGAAUUCGGUGUGGAGAAUGCGACUGCAAUGUGGAUUGGGGUGAAAGAAGAAACACUGUCGCAUCUAUAGCUGCUGGAGCUCUGUUCUUUACUGGCUGGUGGAUCAUCAUAGAUGCUGCGGUUAAAUACCCAGACCAGGCUGAAUUUCCCCAUGCUUAUCACACAUGUGGAGUCGUCGCAACAUUGGCUUUUCUCAUGAUAAAUGCUGUGUCAAAUGGCAUAGUGAGAGGUGACAGCUACAGCGAAGGUUGCAUAGGACAGACAGGCGCUCGUGUGUGGCUCUUCAUUGGCUUCAUGAUGGCUUUUGGAUCCCUCAUUGCCUCAAUGUGGAUCCUGUUUGGAGGUUUUGUAGUGCCUCAGAAGCCAGUUGUGUACCCAGGUAUUGCGGUUUUUUUCCAAAAUGCAUUCAUUUUCUUCGGGGCCCUGGUAUUCAAGUUUGGACGCACAGAGGACCUGUGGCAAUAA
Nerophis lumbriciformis (worm pipefish) is the source of this 561-nucleotide messenger RNA. The record is from RefSeq and is a predicted model, not a curated record. NCBI's taxonomy places the organism in Eukaryota, Metazoa, Chordata, Actinopteri, Syngnathiformes, Syngnathidae.